CCCCAAGCCUCUUGGAUGGAGGAAAAUUUGGGAUCUGAUCACUGGGAGAAGUAUACUCAGCUUUUGAGGGGCUGGCAGCAGACAUUUAAAAUAGAACUGAGGGCCCUACAGAAUCACUACAAUCAUACUGGAGGAUUUCACAUCUAUCAGAGGAUGAUUGGCUGUGAGUUGCUAGAAGAUGGUAGUACCACAGGAUUUCUCCAGUAUGCUUAUGAUGGAAAGGAUUUCAUCAUUUUCAAUAAGGAAUCUCUGUCUUGGAUUGCCAUGGAUAAUGUGGCUAGACUUACCAAGCAAGCCUGGGAGGCCAAUCGGAAUGAAUUACGCUAUCAGAAGAAUUGGCUGGAAACAGAAUGCAUUGCCUGGUUAAAGAAAUUCCUGAAUUUUGGAAAAGAUACCCUCCAAAGGACUGAAACCCCAUUACUCAGUGGAAGCUGCAAAAAGUCAUCUACUGGGAUUACAACGCUCUUCUGCAAAGCCUAUGGUUUCUAUCCCCCAGAGAUUACCAUGACCUGGAUAAAAAAUGGAGAACCGAUAACCCAAGAAAUUGAACAUGGAGACAUUCUUCCCAGUGGAGAUGGAACCUAUCAGACUUGGAUAUCAAUAGAUAUUGACCCUCAAAGUAAAGAUCAUUAUUCCUGCCAGGUGGAGCAUAAUGACUUCCUCAAGGUCCUCCAUGUCCCUAUUGAGUCGAAGACUAUCUCUAUCUCUCCAUUUGUAGAGAUUGUUUCUGGGUUGAUUAUCAUUGCCUUAUUCCUGGUUGGUUUGGGAAUUUUUGUUUACAAAAGGAAACAAUCAGAUCUCAAAGACGUCGAUUAUGCACCUACACCUGUCCAAUGA
Molecule: messenger RNA, 837 nt
Organism: Gracilinanus agilis (Agile Gracile Mouse Opossum)
Lineage: Eukaryota; Metazoa; Chordata; Mammalia; Didelphimorphia; Didelphidae
Product: major histocompatibility complex class I-related gene protein
Exons: 5
Coding region: 16-837 (273 amino acids)
Biological process (GO): immune response
Cellular component (GO): external side of plasma membrane
Source: RefSeq, a predicted model, not a curated record